GAUGGGAAUUGUACGGAUUCUAUUUACAGCACCAAUUGGAUGAGAUCACACUCCCUUCUUCCAGAAAGGUCCUAUUUAGUCCCUGCCAGAGCAGGCAGGCAGUGGAUCAAGCUUUCGCCGCUCUUCUCGGAAGAGAUUUCCGAUUCUUCUUCGAUAUGGCAUCUGGUGCUGAAGUAGAGUCUCUUUCCAGCGAGAACUUGCUUGAAUGGGCUCAGAAAGACAAGCGUCGUUUUUUACAUGCUGUUUAUCGUGUUGGCAAUUUGGACCGUACCAUAGAGUUUUACACUGAAUGCCUUGGAAUGAAACUGCUCCGUAAGCGUGACAUUCCUGAAGAGAAAUAUUCAAAUGCUUUUCUUGGAUUUGGACCAGAGGAUUCUCAUUUUGUGGUGGAGCUGACAUACAAUUAUGGGGUGGAUAAGUAUGAUAUUGGCACUGGCUUUGGCCAUUUUGCUAUUGCAUCAGAAGAUGUCUACAAAUUAGUUGAGGACAUAAGAUCCAAAGGUGGGAAGAUAAAACGUGAACCAGGUCCUGUUAAAGGAGGAACGACAGUCAUUGCUUUUGUCGAAGACCCUGAUGGCUAUUUAUUCGAGCUUAUUCAAAGGGGACCCACACCUGAACCACUUUGCCAAGUCAUGCUUCGAGUAGGUGACUUGGAAAGGUCUAUCAAGUUUUAUGAGAAGGCUUGUGGGAUGAAGUUGCUGAGGACAAAAGACAAUCCUGAUUACAAGUAUACUAUUGCGAUGCUGGGUUACGCUGAAGAGACAGAAUCAAUUGUUCUAGAGUUGACUUACAACUACGGCGUGACAGAAUACACAAAAGGAAAUGCAUAUGCUCAGGUUGCUAUUAGCACUGAAGAUGUUUAUAAAAGUGGCGCUGUUGUUGAUUUAGUUACCAAGGAACUAGGAGGAAAAAUUACAAGACAACCCGGACCAAUUCCAGGAAUCAACACCAAAAUUGUCUCGUUUUUGGAUCCAGAUGGUUGGAAAACAGUUCUAGUUGAUCACUUGGAUUUCCUCAAGGAGCUUGGGCAAGCGUGAGCAUCCCAAGCGGACGUCUGAAACUUUAUUACUGCGACUAUGGGACUUUUAGCUGUAAGUUGUGCUUUCUAUAUGCAAGUCUAGUAUUGUGGCAGUAUGUAAUAAUAAUUUCGAGUCAUGGAAAUCAUGGUACUUUUAGCCGUAAGUUGUGCUUUCCAUAUGCAAGUCUAGGGUCGAGGCAGUAUGUAAUAAUAAUUUCCAGUCAUGGAAAAUAUUUCUUUCCUUUUA
Messenger RNA from Zingiber officinale, 1265 nucleotides. RefSeq names its product lactoylglutathione lyase GLX1-like. Bases 156 to 1037 code for a protein of 293 amino acids. The transcript is spliced from 9 exons. Gene Ontology annotation, molecular function: lactoylglutathione lyase activity; metal ion binding. The record is from RefSeq and is a predicted model, not a curated record. Gene Ontology annotation, cellular component: cytoplasm. Lineage: Eukaryota; Viridiplantae; Streptophyta; Magnoliopsida; Zingiberales; Zingiberaceae.